Molecule: messenger RNA, 1470 nt
Organism: Setaria italica (foxtail millet)
Lineage: Eukaryota; Viridiplantae; Streptophyta; Magnoliopsida; Poales; Poaceae
Product: NAC domain-containing protein 101
Exons: 3
Coding region: 41-1423 (460 amino acids)
Biological process (GO): regulation of DNA-templated transcription
Molecular function (GO): DNA binding
Source: RefSeq, a predicted model, not a curated record
UCCUACCCACACACCAUCCCGUCCCCAGAAACUGACGGCGAUGUCUGAAGAAUCCACGGCGGAGGCGCCCGGUGACGCGGCGGCGUACCACGAGGAAUACCUGGGAGUCCCCGGCGUCCGGUUCGCCCCGACGGACCAGGAACUCAUCGUCCACUACCUCGGGCGGAAGCUGCGUAACGAGCCGCUCCCCACCGACCUCGUGGUCGACGGCCGCGACGCCUAUGCGGAGCACCCCAAGAAGCUCGUGCCCAAGCUGGGCGAGGGCAUCGGGGGCGCCUGGUACCUGUUCUCGCCGCGGGACCGCAAGUACGCCGGCGGGAUGCAGCCGAAGCGGGAGAUGGGCGACGGCGAGGGCCGCUGGAAGGCGGUGGAAGCGGAGAAGCUGGUCCUCGGCGGCGCCGACGGCAAGGAGGUGAUCGGGGCGAAGCGCGCGCUCACGUUCCACGAACAUUCCCACCAGGUGGACGCGCUGGGGAAGCGGAAGCGGGUCAGCAGCAAGUCGAAGCCCACCAAGUGGAAAAUGGUAGAGUUCGUCUCCAUCAACUCCAGCAGGGCCGCCCGCGACGACACCGCGCCCGACCCCAUGCUGUUGAACGAAUUCGUGCUGUGCAAGAUUACAAACAAGUCGCUGAGGGCGGCGAAUCCGGAUCCUGCUCAGGGCGACGAGAAGGAGGAGAACGACGACGACAACGGGGAGGAGGAACCGGCCCCUGACGGCGGCGGCGAGUCACAGGAGAAGCACCUUCCAGAGCAGCGGCCCGCAGGCGGUGGCGGCGCCGGGGCACAAGGCGAGCAGCAGCAACCACCACCCGGCGGCGGCGCCGGGUCGCACGGCAAUCGGCAGCCAGCUGCAACCGAAGCUCCGAGCUGGGGACACAUAGCGGCGCUGCCCGAUGAUGACUACCGUGGCGCAAAGUACUUCGUCGGCGUAGAUGGUUCGAACCGGUCCGGCACUAACAGGCUCAGCGUGUUCGGCUCCGACGACCACAUCGGGGCGUUCUACGGCGGCGGCGCCGGGUCACAUGGCAAUCGGCAGCCAGCGACAGCCGAAGCUCCGCACGGGCAACACAUGGCGGCGCUGCCCGGCGAUGACUACCGCGGCGCAAAGUACUUCGUCGGCAUAGAUGCUUCGAACCGGUCCGACACUAACAGGCUCAGCGUGUUCGGCUCCGACGACCACAUCGGGGCGUUCUUCGGCGGCGGCGACUCACUGGGCACGCAGCGCGCGGGGCACCGACAAGAAGCGUCGGGCGGUGGUGCCGGAUCAUCGCCGGACGAGCAGCAGCAACCGACGCCAGAAGCUCCGAACGGGGGAGGUGCGGCGGCUACCGGUGCAGCUUCACAACAAUCGGACGCAAAUCUGUGCCACUGGGAAUUUUGUGAUUCUGCCAUAACUUUUGCAGAUUUUGUUGGUAGUACUUAAGUAACCAUUUGGACGAUCUUUGCCGUGACAAUUGGGAGAAUACUUUG